Messenger RNA from Dimorphilus gyrociliatus, 2875 nucleotides. NCBI's taxonomy places the organism in Eukaryota, Metazoa, Annelida, Polychaeta, Dinophilidae. The record is from the annotation of a GenBank genome assembly.
GUUUUUCAUUUCUGCAUUCGCUUGUUGGGUGUGGUGCUCGCUGCUUUUAUCGAUCCCUUUAAAAUCUAAAAAAGCUUCUGGUUUUGCUUUUUUAUUGUGACAAACAGUUUUCAACCACUAACUAUGCCGCCAAGUGUAAGUUUUUUCUCUUUCUUAUUUUGCAGAUGAUUAAGCAAAGACGACCGACAAAAUCUAUAUAGUAGCUAGUCUGCCUUAUCUUGAGAAAUAAAAGGGAUAUUUUUUAUCGAUUCUUCCACUAACGAUAAACUUGUUGAAUGUUCGAGUUUAUACCAUUGAUGCUGAACUGGAAUUUACAGUUCUAUCGAGCACAACUGGACAACAACUCUUUGAUCAAGUUGUAAAGACUUUGGGAUUAAGAGAAGUAGGAUAUUUUGGUCUUUCAUAUCGAGAUCCUAAAGGAUUUACUAUGUGGUUGAGAUUGGAUAAGAAAAUUUCCAGUCUAGACAUAGCUAAAGACCCUUGUUUAACGUUUAAUUUUCGCGCCCAAUUCUUUCCGGAAGAUGUAGCUGAAGAACUAAUUCAAGACAUAACCCAAAGAUUGUUUUAUCUUCAAGUUAAAAGAAGUAUCCUAAAUGAAGAUAUUUAUUCCCCAGCUGAUGUAAGCGUCCUUUUAGCUUCAUAUGCUCUUCAAGCGAAAUACGGAGACUUCCAUAAGAGUAUUUCUAUCAGUGAAGAUAAUCUCCUCCCGCAAUCUGUGAUAGAUAACCACAAACUUUCUAGAGAAGAAUGGGAAGAGAGGAUUAUAACUUGGUGGAAAGAUCACACAGACCUUUUAAGAGAAGAAGCUAUGAUGGAAUAUCUAAAGAUUACACAAGAUCUCGAAAUGUAUGGUGUUAACUAUUUUGAGAUAAAGAACAAAAAAGGAUCUGACUUGUUACUAGGUGUUGAUGCUUUAGGCCUAAACAUUUAUGAGCCUAAUGACAAAUUAAUACCCAGAGUUGGAUUCCCAUGGUCAGAAAUUCGCAACAUUUCUUUUAACGAUAAAAAGUUUAUAAUUAAACCAAUUGACAAGAACUCUCCUGAAUUUGUCUUCAUCGCACCUCGCCUACGUAUAAACAAGCUAAUUUUGUCUUUAUGUAUGAAGAAUCACGAACUCUAUUUGCAGAGACGUCAAGCCGAAUCGAUUGAGAGUCAGCAAAUGAGAAUUGCUGCAUUGGAAGAGAGAAGAAAUAAAAAAUUUGAAAGGCAAUCCGUGAAAGAAGCUAAAAAGAAAAUUGAACAGAUCGAAAGAGAAAAAGAAGAAUUACGAGAACGACUAUCGAAAUACGAAGAAGAAAUGAAAAAAGCCAAGGAGGAUUUAGAAAAUUCUCAAAUUGUUGCUAGAGAAUUAGAACUAAAAGCUAGUACAUUGGUAGCAGAAGCCGAAAAACUGGCAGAAGCUAGAAGGCAAGCGGAAGAAGCUGCUAGACAAGCUGAACAGGCUAGAUCAUGUGAGAAAGAGGAAUACGAAAAACUAAAAUCGGAAGCUGAAACUAGAUUAAGAGAAAUAGCAGCAAUGGAAGCAAGAGAAAGCGAAUUGCAAGAAAAAAUGGAAAGUUUGCAGAUAGAGUAUAACAAAGCUCAAUUUGAAGUAGAACAAUCGCAAUUAAGGAUGCAGGAAGCUAUAGAAGCAGCUCCAGUUAUUGAAAGAGAAGUCACACCACAAACAGACGUUGCAGAACAAACAGAAGUUCCAGUUGCUAUAGAAACAAACGGUUAUAAAGAAGACCAAGUAGAUUCUGUAGUAGAGACAGUCGUCCAAGAAAUCGUAAAUAAUAACAUAGAAGUUGCUGAAGUCCAACAGCAACAAAAUGAGAUACCAGUAAAAGAAGAAGAAGAAGAAGAAGAAAAUCCAGCAGAUAGCAUUACUAAUAAAAAAAAAUUAGAGGCUCUUCGUCAAGAAUUGGGUGAAAAGAGGGGAAAUAUUUCAAGGAAUGAUGUUAUUCAUCACAAUACCCUACUACAAGGGCUCGACAAGUACAAGACUCUUAAACAGAUUCGUAUGGGUAAUACUAAAAACCGAAUUGAUCAAUUUGAGUCAUUGUAAGAAACUUUUUAUUUGCUGUUUUUUCGUUGAAAACUCUAAAUAUUCAAAUUGUAGUUAUAGAUUUUACGAAUAUGUAAAUUUGUCUUUUAAUCGUUAGCAAAAUUUGUAGGGGCAAUAAGCAAAAAAUCUUUUUCAAAAGAACUUUAUAUAAGAUAACAGAAAUGGAAAAAAAUUUGUUAAUCACAGGAAUUAUUUAUGAAUCAUUUUAGAUUAUUCGUGAAUAUAUGUAUUAGUAUAUAUAUAAAGAUAAACAUUAGGGAAAAGAAUUUUGUUAGAUCGUUAAUUAGACAAUGUUGGAUAAUAGGUUAAAUCCUGUUAAUUUUUCUAAUGAUUACUUGAGUUAAAGAAGAAUAGAAUAAAUAUUUAAAUUAAAGAAAAGUAAUUGUGUAAUCAUCUUUUCUUUCAUAUUUUUUUAAAAGAAAAAGCAGAGUAGAAUAUAAUAAAAUUAGUCUUUCAGUCCUAAUUAGUCGUAGAGGAAAAAGUAUAAGCUAGGUAAUAAGAACGUAAUGCAUAUCAUUUUCUUCACUGCAUACCGUACAUUUUUCUUAUAAUAUUGUAUUGUUUCUUUCUCUUUGUUUUAUUAUUAUUAUCUUUGUAAGUCUAUUGUAUUUUUUCUCUUAAAUGGUGCCAUAUUAUCUUUAAUUCUAAGCAGCCAUUUUUGUUCUUCUUUUUUGUAUUAUUGUAUAAUGAUUUCCAAAGUAUUUUAAAAUCAUUCAUUUUGUGAUGUCGCAUUUUUUCUGAAUAUGCUCCAAAUCAAGAUAAUUUAAAAAAGAGCUGAAUCAUGCAAAUUUUAUUCAAUACACAUUUUUAACAAGAUCCUUUCAAUCU